This is a messenger RNA of Phlebotomus argentipes, 971 nucleotides long. RefSeq lists its product as uncharacterized. The record is from RefSeq and is a predicted model, not a curated record. The transcript has 2 exons. The coding region runs from base 1 to 849 and encodes 282 amino acids. NCBI's taxonomy places the organism in Eukaryota, Metazoa, Arthropoda, Insecta, Diptera, Psychodidae.
AUGAGAGCUUUUGUGUUACUGUCUUGUUUGGCACUCGCCGCGGCCAGACCCGAACCGCCAAGUGGAUAUAACUACCAGCGCCCAUCCGGAGGACAUGGAGGGCUCCUGGGCGGCGGUGGCGGUGGCGGUCAUGGCGGCGGUCACGGCGGCGGCUUCGGGUCCGCGCACGGCGGAAGUUUCGGAGGUGGCUCAGGACUCGGCGGAAGUUUCGGUGGUGGAUUGUCUCAUGGAAUAGGAGGCUCUGGAUUUGGUGGUGGGUCCGGCUUCGGAAGCGGAUCCAGCGCUGGAUUUGGUGGAUACAGUUCUGGAGGUUCUGCCGUCGUCCAGAAGCACAUCUACGUGCACGUGCCGCCACCGGAGCAGGAGGAGUUCCGGCCACAGAAGCACAUCCCUGUCGGCCAGGCGCAGAAGCACUACAAGAUCAUCUUCAUCAAGGCCCCAUCCCCGCCCUCGUACCAGGCGCCAGUCAUCCCCGUUCAGCCUCAGAAUGAGGAGAAGACCCUCGUCUACGUGCUGGUGAAGAAGCCCGACGAGCAGCCCGACAUUGUCAUUCCCACUGCCGCUCCCACGCAGCCCAGCAAGCCCGAGGUGUACUUCAUCAAGUACAAGACCCAGAAGGAGUCCGUCAGCGGUGGCUACUCUGGCGGCCACGGCGGCUCUGCUGGCGGUCUCGAUCUCGGCGGUCUCGGCGGCGGUCUCGGCGGCGGCCUUGGCGGCGGUCUGGGCAGCGGACUCGGUGGCCACGGAGAUCUGUCCUCUGGAGUGGGCGGCGAUCUCUCAUCCGGACACGGAAGCUCGGGACCAUCCACAUCAUAUGGACCACCCGGUAAAUCUGGCGGGCCAUAUUAAGAACGAUUACGACAAUUCUAGCUAGUCCUAAAACAACUUCUAUUAAGGAAAAAAAACUGUUGUAAAUAUUUUUCCCUUCUUAGUUAAUAACGAAUUUGUGUACCUACGAAUUUUGCAAUAAA